AUGCCGUCGUCUUCCGGAAGAACUUCAUCUCACUCGUCAAACCCUAGUACCCCAACUUCAAAUCUCCGCCCACUUCCUAUUCAGUACGCUCACAGCCAGACCUCUGCUCCACCACCACCACCGCGUGGCUCUGCUCCACCACCACCACCGCGUGGCUCUGCUCCACAACCAACACCGCGUGGCUCUGCUCCACAACCAACACCGCGUGGCUCUGCUCCACAGCCACAACCGCUUGGCUUUACUCCACAGCCAUCAGCGAGUGGCACUGCUCCACAACCACAACCAUUCCGUCCCCAGCCUCUUCGUCCACAGCCAUAUGUUCCACCAACGUUUUCUCCACCGGCGUAUGCUCAAUCGCCAGUCCAUAUGGAGACGGACGAUGAACCACCGGAGAACUAUCCACUCCCGGAGGAGCCUCAAGCACCACAACAAGAUCCGCCUAUAAGUAUUUACGACUUGCUGCGAACUCCAGGUCGUGAAGCUUAUUUACCAAUCUUGGACCCAUGUCACACCGAAAACACAACAUGGUUUGAUCGAGAUGAUGGGAAACUGGUUCGCAAAAUCUCGAAGAUUUUGAAAAGCAAGUUUGAUGGUGCUUACUAUUGCUGGACAAAAACGCCUAAACAUGUCCAAGAGAGAUGUUUCAUAGCCUUUGCGCAAGCGCACCAUUGGGACCCCUUGAUCAAUUCACUUGUGGAAGAUGAAUUCAAGGCCAUUGCUUUACUACGCAUGAAAGAUAUGGUAUGCAAAGCGAAGAAAAAAGGCGCUCGACCAAAUUGGAUCGGGGAAACAUUGUGGAGAACAAUGUGCUCUUACUGGGCCACGGAGGAGGCCAAAGAGAGGAGUUGUACUGCAUCAAAUGCAGUAAACUUUUUCCGAAAGAUGGACUGGGAAGGCGCAUACAUCGGUCAGGACAAAAGUCCUAUUCGCGGGUCCAAAGAGAUAUGGUAA
Messenger RNA from Microthlaspi erraticum, 951 nucleotides. The record is from the annotation of a GenBank genome assembly. Lineage: Eukaryota; Viridiplantae; Streptophyta; Magnoliopsida; Brassicales; Brassicaceae.